Molecule: messenger RNA, 1621 nt
Organism: Tripterygium wilfordii
Lineage: Eukaryota; Viridiplantae; Streptophyta; Magnoliopsida; Celastrales; Celastraceae
Product: transcription factor BIM2-like
Exons: 7
Coding region: 274-1284 (336 amino acids)
Biological process (GO): DNA-templated transcription
Molecular function (GO): protein dimerization activity; DNA-binding transcription factor activity
Source: RefSeq, a predicted model, not a curated record
AGGGCUUUCUCCAUUGAUAAGCAGCAAGCAAACAAAUAAAUUCACUCCUCCAUUAUUCUCGCACACCAAUUCGGACCCCACCUUCGGAGCCCCAACCACAACCACCACACUCUUGUCACUCUGUUCUAUGUAUAUGACGUUUUGCCUUGUCUUGUAAUUCUAUCGCUCACUCCCCUCCAUUUUCUUUCGCUAUGUUUGGCUUAGAGGUUUGUUCUUUGUUUUAUUGCAUAAAUUAGGGAAAUUUUGGCUUGACAAUCGGAGUUUAUUGUCGAAAUGGUUAAAUCCGCCAAGUCUCAACUCGAAGAAGAAGAGCAAUCCGAUGAUUACGAUGACCUUGUCGCCCAACACAAUCUCUCCUCAAAAGGGGAAUUGAUGAAGGCAGAUGGAAAGGGUAAUGAACAGAAGUCGAACUCCUAUAGGUCUAAGCAUUCAGAGACUGAGCAACGUAGAAGGAGUAAGAUUAAUGAUAGGUUUCAAAUUUUGCGAGAUCUCAUACCUCAAAAUGAUCAGAAAAGAGAUAAGGCUUCAUUCUUGUUAGAGGUUAUCGAAUAUAUUCAGUUUUUACAGGAAAAGUUAAGAGUAUAUGAGGGCCCGUACCAAGGGUGGAGUCAGGAGCCAACCAAAUUGAUGCCUUGGCAAAAUCAUCAAGGACCCCCAGAAAACUUUGGGGAUCAUUCUCAAGUUUUUAAGAAUGGUUCCUGUGAGAAUAAUGUUGCACGGAACUCGGUGGAAUCUGACUUGGGCACAGCUUCAAUAUAUGAAGCACUGGAUCAUCCCUCUGGGACGGCCACUCCUGUGCUUCCCCCUAAUACACAAAUACCAUCAAAUAUGUAUGGUACUGUUGGGAGCAGUGGCAUGCCUGCACAAUCUCUGCAAGAAUCUGUACCUGAUGCUGCAGCCAUGGCUUUCCAGUCUCAAUCCCAGCUGUGGAAGGGUAGACCACUUUUAAGCAAUCUUGCUGUUCCGGACGAUACAUCAAGUGGACAAGAGGAGCUUAGUAUUGAAAGUGGAUCAAUUAACAUUUCAAGUGCCUAUUCUCAAGGGCUAUUAAAUUCUCUGACUCAAGCGUUGCAAUCCUUGGGUGUUGAUCUGUCACAAGCCAGCAUCUCAGUUCAAAUUGAUGUUGGUAAAAGGGCAACUAAUGGGUCAACUGCUAUGACAUCCGGUUCAAAGGAUCAUGAAAACCCACUUACAAGCAAUCACUUAUUGACGCAAACUGGAGAUGGGACUCGCGGUGACGAUUCUAAUCGGGCUCAUAAAAGACUCAGAACAGAGAAAAGCUAGUAUACAACUCUGGUCAUCCUCCUCUAUCUAUUCAGUUUGAUCAAUUGUUUCGUUCCUUGGAAUGAGGUGUUCAUUUUUGCCAUGUCAUGGUCCACAGAUUACUAGGCCAAUGUGAAUUGUACAUGUCUCUGCCUCCUGGUUGUCAGGUUACAUAUUUGCAUGGAUUCUCCAGUGGGAAGAAGAAGAUAAGUUAUACAGUCAUUUGCUUGUGUUUGGUUUGGAAAUAGGGAAUUGUUCAAUAAUGAGCUUCGUUAACCUGAAUGACAUCCAUUUUACCUACAAAGCUUGCUUGCUUACAUGGUUCUUUCGAUUUGCUAACAUCCUCCAGUGCAUGUGC